AUGUACCUCAAGAGGGAAAUAGAGGCGGCGGUGAAGACAGGAAGACUGGCGCACCUGGUCAAGGAGAUCAAAGAAGGGGGAGGGGAUCGUAAGGGAAGAGAUGCAAGAGAGCCGCGGAGGGCAGAUGUUGAUAUGAUAAGAAGGAGAAAUGAAUUCGAUGUUACCCGGAGUGUUAAGGCUAGAAUCCUAGGCUCUCCAAACUGCAUGAAAGCUCCCAUCCUCAUGCCGUACUUAGAAGAAAACGAAGUACAACGGCUUCCGCUAAAUAUCUCAGCAGUGAUAGCUGGACACAAAGUGUCCAGAAUACACGUGGACGGAGGAUCCGGCGUCGAAGUAAUAUAUGAACAUUGCUUCCUCAGGUUCGAUAGAGAUAUAAGAGAUAGACUGGAGGAGGACUCUAUCCCGUUGGUGGGAUUCAACAACAGUGUGUCACAUCCUCUAGGAAAGAUCAAGCUCCCAUUUACGGUUGGCGUAGGGGAUAGGGUCCGGACAAUCAAUUUAACCUUCACUGUGGUCAGGGCACCCUCCAAGUACAACGCGAUUUUGGGAAGACCUGGGAUUGGAGAUCUACAAGCACAAGCAUCUACUCCUCACGGAGCGUUGGUAUUCCAAACACCGAAGGGUCUUGCAUGGGUGAAGUCAGCUUAUGAAGUUGUCACUUCAGUAUCCAAAGGGGAGGAACCAGGGAAGACCCCAGGGAAGAAGGUGGAAGAGUGGGUCCUCUGUGAUAAGUUCCCAGAACAAACAGUCAAGGUAGGAAGCCACCUAAGUGACAAAUGCAAGAGUGCCCUGAAGGAAUUACUCCUCCAUAACCUAGACGUGUUUGCAUUCCAACACGGGGACAUGACGGGAAUUCCCAGAAGCCUGACGGAACACCGGCUCAACACCUUCACAUGGGCGAAACCAGUGAGGCAAAAGAAGCGAAGCAUGGGGCCAAACAAGAGAAGGGCUGCUUGUGAAGAGACCCGCAAACUGCUCAAAGCGGGGAUAGUCAGGGAAGUCAAAUACCCAUCCUGGGUUGCCAACCCAGUUAUGGUUCAGAAAAAAGAUGGGGGAUGGAGGAUGUGCAUCGAUUUCCAAGACUUAAACAAAGCAUGCCCCAAGGACUGUUAUCCCCUCCCGGAGAUAGACACCCAGGUCGACUCCCUGUCCCAGUACCCACUGAAGUGCUUCCUAGACGCCUACAAGGGAUACCACCAAAUACAGAUGUCAAUAGAAGAUGAAGAAAAGACCGCUUUCAUCACCGAUGAGGGAACAUUAUGCUAUACUAAGAUGCCCUUCGGUCUCAAAAACGCGGGGGCGACAUACCAAAGGUUUAUGAACACCUUGUUUAGGGAGCAAAGGGGAAGGAAUCUAGAGGUGUAUGUUGACGACAUUGUCAUCAAGAGUCUGACAGAAGCAGCCAUGAUAGACGACAUAGCUGAGACUCUCAACACAAUGCAGGAUGUAAACAUGAAGCUGAACCCCGGGAAAUGCUGUUUCGGGGUAGAGGAAGGAAAUUUCCUGGGGGUGGUGGUAACUAAAGGAGGGAUAAGGGCAAACCCAGAAAAAACCCAGGCCGUGGCCGAAAUGCGCUCCCCCAGGUCCUUGAGGGACAUCCAGCAAUUAAACGGAAGGCUGAUUGCGCUAAAUCGUUUCUUAUCAAAAGUGGCUGAUAAAACCCUCCCUUUUAUGAAGGUGUUAAAGGACUGCAUCCAGACCAACAAAUUCAACUGGACCACCGAGGCUGGAACUGCCUUUCAGGAAAUGAAGGCCUACAUCUGCAAGCUCCCAGCGUUAGCCACCCCGGUGCCCUGGGACCCGCUGCUCCUUUACCUAUCUGCCUCUAAAACAACCAUAAGCGCGGUCAUGAUGGUGGAACGGGAGGGGAAACAGAUCCACAUAUAUUUCAUCAGCAGAACAGUCAAGGGGCCCGGGGAACGGUACAUGCCUCUAGAAAAACUUGCAUUAGCCCUGGUCUUUGCAUCUUGGAGGCUCAGAAGAUACUUCCAAGGGGAUAAGGUCACCUUAGUCACUGAUCAACCCCUCCAGAAAGUGCUUAGAAAGCCGGAACAGUCAGGACGACUGGCUAAAUGGGCCGUAGAACUGGGAGAACACUCUCUAGAGUUCAAGCCAAGGAUAGCCACGAAGGGACAGAUACUGGUCGACUUCCUAGUAGAAGUACCCGAGGACGAAGAGAGGGAAUUACAAAAGUGGGAAACUUUGGAGGAGGAAGAAAGAAGGAGGGGGGACGAAGCCGUCUGGAAGUUGUUCACUGAUGGAGCAUCCAGUGAAGAAGGGAAUGGUGCAGGCAUCACGUUGAUAAGCCCCGAGGGGGUUGAGCUGACAUAUGCUAUAAGGCUAGAUUUCGAAAACACCAACAAUACCGCCGAAUACGAAGUCCUCCUAGCAGGGAUGAGAUUGGCACAGAAGAUGAAAGCAAAACACGUGGAGGCUAGUACCGAUUCACAGUUGGUGGUGAAGCAGUAUCAGGGGGAAUAUGAAGCGAAGGAUAGCAUCAUGGCUCGGUAUGUGGCGAAAGUUAAAGAGACAGCUAAGGCAUUCAGAACCUUCAAACUGGAAUACAUCCCCCGAGGGAGGAACAGAAAGUCUGAUGCACUCAGCAAGUUAACUUCAGUAGCAUUCGACCACCUCGCGAAGGAGGUCAAAGUAGAGGUCUUGACAUCCCCCUCCCUGGACGUAACGGAAGUAGCCACAAUCGAAGGUUCCCAAGAAACAUGGAUGACUCCAAUCGUUAAAUUCCUCCGGGACGGGACUUUGCCCGAGGGGGAAUGGGCGGCCAGAAAGGUAAGAGUCAAGGCCUUACAGUAUGAACUAAUUGGAGAAGAACUAUACCGAAGGUCGUAUCUGGGCCCGUCCCUAAAGUGCAUAGACAUGGAAGAGGCCGAAUAUAUGAUCAGGGAAAUGCACGAGGGAAUCUGUGGAAUGCACUCAGGACCGAGAACGAUUGUAAGAAGGGCAAUGAACGCAGGAUUCUACUGGCCGCGAAUGUACGAGACGGCAUCUGAAGAGAUCAAGAAGUGUGAUAACUGCCAAGUACAUGCAACAAUGACCCACCAACAUAAACACCCUAUGGUCCCGGUCUCGACGUCUUGGCCAUUUCAAAAAUGGGCCAUAGACAUAAUUGGGCCUUUUCUAGAGGGCCCCGGGGGGGUCAAAUACGUGGUAGUGGCCAUUGAUUAUUUCACUAAGUGGAUCGAAGCGAAACCCCUGGCAAAGAUCACCGGAGAUCAAAUGAGGCGGUUCGUACUGGAUAACAUCGUGUGCAGGUAUGGGGUCCCGAAGGAACUGGUGAGUGACAAUGGGGUGCAAUUCGCCGAGAGACCCUUCAAGCCAUGGUGCGAACAAAUGAGAAUCCAACAGGUAUUCACCUCUGUAACCCAUGCCCAAAGUAACGGAUUGGUAGAAAGAGCCAACCAGAGCGUUAUCAAAGGAAUGAAGGGCAGGCUUGGGAGGAAACAGAAGGGCUGGCUAGAAGAACUUCCAUUUGUGUUAUGGGCAUACCGAACCACUCUCAAAAGUUGCAAUGGGGAGACCCCAUUCAGCCUUACCUACGGGACGGAAGCCAUGAUCCCUGCAGAGAUCGGGUCCCAUACCGCCCGGAUGAAGCUGAGGGAUGAGGAGAACGAGCAGGAUCUAAGAAUGAACCUGAACUUAUUGGAAGAAAGAAGGGAAGUAGCAGCAGUGAAAGAAGCUCACUACAAAAAACUCCUGGCAAGUUACUACAACGCACGGAUGAAGAAGCUCAACCUCAUCCCAGGGGACCUAGUCCUUAGAGCCAACGAGGCCAGUUUACAGGAAAACACCGGGAAGUUGGGACCUAACUGGGAAGGCCCAUAUAGAGUCACAUGGGCAAACGGGAAGGGAACGUGCAAGUUGGAGACUUUGGAAGGAAAAGAGGUCCCCAGGACCUGGAACCUGAUGCAGCUCAGGAAGUAUUACAUGUAA
Messenger RNA from Helianthus annuus (common sunflower), 3948 nucleotides. RefSeq lists its product as uncharacterized. The coding region runs from base 1 to 3948 and encodes 1315 amino acids. The transcript has a single exon. The record is from RefSeq and is a predicted model, not a curated record. NCBI's taxonomy places the organism in Eukaryota, Viridiplantae, Streptophyta, Magnoliopsida, Asterales, Asteraceae. Gene Ontology annotation, biological process: DNA integration. Gene Ontology annotation, molecular function: RNA-DNA hybrid ribonuclease activity; nucleic acid binding.